This is a messenger RNA of Tachysurus vachellii, 5048 nucleotides long. It is a transcript of the gene mapk6, whose product is annotated as mitogen-activated protein kinase 6. Lineage: Eukaryota; Metazoa; Chordata; Actinopteri; Siluriformes; Bagridae. Gene Ontology annotation, cellular component: cytoplasm; nucleus. The record is from RefSeq and is a predicted model, not a curated record. Gene Ontology annotation, biological process: intracellular signal transduction; cell surface receptor signaling pathway; protein phosphorylation. Gene Ontology annotation, molecular function: MAP kinase activity; ATP binding. The transcript has 7 exons. The coding region runs from base 731 to 2770 and encodes 679 amino acids.
CAAAAGCCCGCCCCUUUACUUGAAUGACUGGCCCCUCCCCCGUACUGGCCCCGCCCACUCUGCCUGUAAUCGCUGCAGUGAUGUGAAUGGCGCUGAGAGACCGAGGGGAAGGAAGAGAAACACCGACAGCGUUCGGUUCAGAAGGAAAAUCCCCCAAAUGACACGAGAAAGAACAGAAACCCCGCUGUAAAAUGGAGGAUAGCUUUGAUUGUGACUGUGGUGAGCUGGAGCCACCUGAUCACUGAGGGAGAGCGUUUGUGCUAAACUUAUCCAACCUUGCUGCUCCUCACCCCACACACACACACACACACACACACACACACACACACACCCCAGACCAGACGGUGCUCAGUUUAUCACGUUAGGAUCGUAAUGCUGCUGCCGCUCAGGACCAGUCGCACACUGAACGCAUCAGCACUGUGAGGAUGCUGCUGCUGCUGCUAUUGGCUCUCACACGUGCAUGUCAUCACUGAUCACACACCCAUUCCAUUCCACAGUCUGGGGCUUCACAGGAACACUAGAGUUUAAACCCACAGGCCUGUUUUGUGUUCUUCUCAUUAACACACUCUGAGCUGUGACAAAGCUCUGAGGACUUUUUUUUUUCCUCUCCACUCAGAAGGUGAAUCUCUCUUUCAGCUCAAACAGCAUCUCUUAUCAAACCUCACGUAAAAUAUUCUAGAGAAAGAAGAUAAAAUCGAUUCCUGAAUCUUUCGUGGUCCUGUUGUGUAAAAUGGCUGAGAAAUUUGAGAGCCUGAUGAACAUCCAUGGGUUUGACCUGGGCCCCCGGUACACGGACCUGAAGCCCCUCGGGUACGGAGGGAACGGCCUGGUGUUCUCAGCUGUGGACCAGGACUGUGACAAGCGCGUAGCUGUGAAAAAGAUCAUCCUGACUGAUGCGCAGAGCGUCAAACACGCGUUGCGGGAGAUCAAGAUCAUCCGCCGCCUCGACCACGACAACAUCGUGCGCGUGUUUGAGACGCUAGGGCCGAGCGGGCGGCGUCUGAGCGAGGACGCCAGCUCUCUGACGGAGGUCAACUCUGUGUACAUCGUGCAGGAAUACGUGGAGACGGACCUGUGCACCGUGCUGGACCAGGGCCCGCUCUCUGAGGAACACGCACGCCUCUUCGUCUACCAGCUGCUGCGCGGACUCAAGUACAUUCACUCGGCCAACGUCCUGCACAGAGACCUCAAACCCGCCAACCUGUUCGUCAACACAGAGGACCUGGUGCUCAAGAUCGGUGACUUCGGCCUGGCUCGCAUCAUGGACCCCCACUACUCACACAAGGGUCACCUGUCAGAAGGUCUGGUCACAAAGUGGUAUCGUUCCCCUCGCCUUCUUCUCUCCCCUAAUAACUACACUAAAGCCAUCGACAUGUGGGCAGCAGGCUGCAUCUUUGCCGAGAUGCUGACGGGAAAAACACUGUUUGCAGGUGCUCAUGAGUUGGAGCAGAUGCAGUUGAUCCUGGAGUCGAUCCCCGUGAUCCAUGAGGAGGACAGACAGGAGUUACAGAGCGUCAUCCCUGUGUUUAUUAAAAAUGACAUGACUGUACCACACACUCCACUCGCUAAACUGCUCCCAGGUGUCAGCACUGAGGCUCUGGACUUUUUGGAAAAGAUCUUGACCUUUAACCCCAUGGACCGGUUGACGGCGGAGGAGGCUCUGGCUCACCCCUACAUGAGUGUGUACUCGUUCCCUCUGGACGAACCCGUGUCCUCUCACCCCUUCCACAUCGAGGACGAGGUGGACGACAUCCUGCUCAUGGACGAGAGCCACAGUCAUGUGUACAACUGGGACAGGUACCAUGAGAGUCAGUUAUCAGAGCCAGAGUGGCCUCUGCAGAGUGUGGGGGAGGUGGAGGAGGUGCAGCGUGACCCACGCGCCAUGUCUGACAUCACAGACGACGAGGAAGCUCAGCUUGACCCGCGCAAGUACGCAGACGCAGAGAGCGAGAAGUUCCUGGACGAGCAGCCGUUCGACACGGCACCGAGUCUGCGCCGUGACGAGAGCGUCCACCACGAGAACAAGUACUGUGAGCUGGAGUGCGGCCACACGUGCAACUACAAGGCGGCGUCCCAGUCGUACCUGGACAACCUGAUCUGGAGAGAGAGCGAAGUGAACCACUACUACGAGCCCAAGCUCAUCAUCGACCUCUCCAACUGGAAAGAGCAGCAGAGCAAAGAGAGAGCAGACCGCAAGAGCAAGAGCAAGUGUGAGAAGAACGGCCUGGUGAAGGCUCAGCUGGACAAGGAGAAGCACCAGCAUCAACACCAUCAGGGCUUCGACUUCGACUCCUUCAUCGCCGGCACCAUCCGACUCAGCCUGCAGCCCGAGAGCCGCGACAUCGGCCUCCUCAACGAGCUCAACACCUCUGUGUCUCAGCUCGGGAAAUCAGCCAGUCAGGAGAAGGACGAGAAGUGUCAGGUGAACUUGGCUCAUCAGUGCCCGUGGGAGAGCAGCGGGACAGAGAGCUGUCUGAUCGACCAGGCGUGCUGGGACCAGCAGAAAGACGGAGGAGGAUACGGAGGAGGAUACACCAGCUACCUAGAUCGCCUCUUCAGCAAAAAAGAGGACGAGGACGCGUCCGUCUGCUCCCCAGACACGUCCCCGGACGCGGAGCCUCAGAGGGACGAAACCGUGCCCCGACUCGGCGGCGAGAUCGUCCUCGAGUCUCUCGGGUUCGACGCUAAAAAAUCUCUGCAGGCUCACGUCAGGUGUUCACCUCAGAUCGCCCACAAGACCUACAGCAGCAUCCUCAAACACCUGAAUUAAACAGCCACGAGCAGGUUAUACCACACGUCCGUGUUCAGGACGCGCCGCACCGUCAGCACCGACACUUCAGCAAAACACCUGCAGGGGGCGGAGUCAGCGCUCCUGAGCCAAUUACAGGGCGCCGUUUCUCUGUCGCGACAAUCCGUUAGCGUUAUUCUGAAGUGUCCGCGUUUCAACAGAGCGACGCUUCUAAAGCUCACAAUGUGUCAUAUAACCAAAACACACACUCACACACACCCACACACACUCUCACACACACACACACGGCUACGUUUCAGUUUUCUUUCUGGUUAACGGUUCAGAGAGAGAGAGAGAGAGAGAGAGUCAUAUUCAUCAUCAGUUCUUGGUUCACUAAAGAGAUUCAGUGUUCAUGCUUUUUUUUUCUCCUCCAGAAAUAUAAAAACAGGAAAAAAUAUAAGUAAGGAAAAAAAACCUCCCCAGAAACGAGACUGCAUGCCAUUUGCACACAGCAUCCUGUAGAGCCGUACACACGCUAGAGGAACCAUCGCAAACCUUUAGAGUAAACACAGAUAAACAGACGAGGGAGGGGGAACGACGACGCACUAACCGUGAGACCGGUGACGUCACCCACAUCGUGACCGCCUCCUUUUCCUCCUCUUUUUUAAAAAAAACAAAACAAAAAAAACGAUCCGUUUAUUUCUCGUCUUUCGCACGCACCAAAGUCCCUCCGCUCUUCUCUCCUUUAAUCUUUUCGCUUUAUUUAUUUUUCACGCAGUUCCAAAGCUUUUUUUCUAUUUAUCAACCUGCUCCUUAUUCUGAUGAUUAUAUUGUAUAACAUUUUGCUUGCUGUUCUGUUUCCCUUCAGCACACACACACUGUUUAUUUUCAUAUAAACCUUUCAUUAUAUAUAUAUAUAUUAUAUUAUUUUUGUUUACUCUCUGCAGUCGUCUGCUCUUGUUUAUUUCUUAUCACUUGAAUAUUUUUCCACUUUUCCCCCCCCAUAAAGAUUAAGAUCUUUUUUUUUUUCUCUUUUCUAGUGAAAUAUAUUUUUGGAGACACAAAUCUAUUUUGAAGUGUUUUAUUAAUUUUGUCGAUCCUGAUAUUUUACCUGCUCUGUUCUUACCAUCAGUUCCUUUUUUCUCUCCACACUACGUUCUUUUGUCCUCCAUGUUUUUUUCCCUUUCAUCCUGAUCAGGUUUUUAUUUUUUUUUAAUUAUAGUAUUUUGUCCUGUUCUAAUCGUCCCUGUUUAACCCUAUUAUUAUACUUUAUUACCCUUUGUUUUCCUCUCGCAAAUAGUAACUACCCCAAGCUUUUUUUUUUAAUACCUUUUACUGCCCCAAGCAGAUUUCUUCGACUAUUUUCUAUUCUAUAUCUUUUCUGUCCUCUUUCUCUCUCUCUCUCGCACCAUCAUUUCACCUCCUCCACCUUCCCCCUCUCUCCUCCCUCGCCGUCGGUGACGUCUCCGUACGGUAGGUGUUUAAUUCAGACCCGAUGCCAGCAGCAGCUCAGCCGUUUGUUUGGUUUUAUUUUAAACUGUAGGUUAACGUAAGUGUUAUCUACCUCAGAGGUAACUGUAGACGCGUGUGUGUCAGUGUCACUCGCCCUGUAUGACCUUUCAGUGCCCGAUCACAUGGCUGUUGUUUUUUUUUUUUUCUUUCUUUCUUUUUUUCCUCUCUUUUCUUUUUCGCCAUAGUGAAGUGUUAAGAUCACGUAUUUAUUUUAACCGUAACUUGUGAUAUCUAUUUAUUUUAAGAGCUGUCAUUGUUUUGCAAUGUGACUCUGAAUGGCGACUGAGGCAUUGAACUUCCAUCGUGCGUGUGUGUGUGUGUGUGUGUGUGUGUAAAAACAGCUGGAGGAUACUCGUCCUUUGUGAAGAACUGUUUUUCCAGCGUUCCUUUUAAAGGAAAUGAUCGUUUGUUUGUUUGUUUGUUUGUUUUUUUAACUUGGAGGUGCAGAAGUGAAUCGUGGUGAUACGGAAUCAGAGCACCUAGAAGUCUUAACGUCCGAGUUUGUUUUCCCUCCUUCUUUUUUAUAUACCUGUGCAGUUAGAAACGUGUGCAUGGAAGAUCUCCUAUAGAAGGUACAUCUAAAGCGAAGUUAAAGGUGCCGUCGUCCUCCUCCUUUAUUUUAUCCUACGUUUUUAUUUUCUCCCACGUGAGCAUGAUAAAGGUUUAAGCUGCUUUAUAGCAUGUAGUAGAGCUAUGGACUUCUCUUUUUAUUGUUUUUUUAUUUUAUUUUAUUUUAUGUUUUUUGUUGAACUGAUAUUCCGUUGGUUCUCUUGUAAAAUAAAUCAAAUAAAAAGGCCGGUGAAAUCGA